ACAGAAAAAAACCCACUAAUGCUUAGACCAAGUACGAGAAUAAUUGUGAAAGUAGCCACUCCACGUCUUCACCUUGUGAGAUGGAACUCAUCCAAACAGAGCAAGGCCUUGUCACCCGAGGAAGAACAAAAAAGAAGAGAAGAAGCAGCCAAGGUGGCAAUGCAGUCAAUUAAAGACUUAGGAACGAUGUUCUCCAAUGCAUCGAGCGACAAAGAAACAGAACCCAUAGAUACCCAACCUAUCUAUGAUGAUCCUCUGAAAUUUGGUCCGUUAAGCUUGCUUCACCAGGGUCAGGUGCUUCAAGAGUUACAAGCAAAGUAUGACAAGACUUGGAAAAAACUAAAACCUAUAGAGAAGAGACUUGGCUAUUAUAUUGCCUAUGGAAAUUGGGGUGUAAGGGAACCAUUUGACAACUGGAAAUCUCAAGAUAAACCCUACGAUUUACCCUUUACAAACCCAGUUUCCAGGGUAAGUCCCAAGGCAACAGACAAGGUUCAUAAAUUACCACCAGUGUAUCUUGCAGAAACGCCCAUUAGAAAACCUCAGUUCGACGUGAAAAAAAUGGAUCCGGUUACUAAGACGUUCAUAUACUUGACAUUAUUGGUUGCUUUGCUUGCAAGUUACAGAGACAAGAAUAUUGGGGAAGAAGGCAAACCUGUUGAGUUGAUUAUCAGAGAUUUACAUGAAGAAGAAAGACAAAAGAGAAUUCAAGAAGAGCAGGCACAAAGAGAAUUGGCAGCCCAAAUAUCUAAUCGGAAAUGGUACUUUUUGUGGUUGAGAUAGAAAUGAAUCGGUUGUGUUUGUAGCGAUACGCAUGUACAUAAAUAAUACACACAUAGACAUCGAUCUAUUACCAACUAUAUCUAUCACUUAUCAUUAGCAUCGUCCUCAUCUUCAUCUUCGUCCUCAUCGUCUUCUUCAUCGUCAUCAUCGUCAUCAUUCCAGCUAUUUUCCACCGUUUCUCUGACCCUUUUAAUAUAUUGAGACCGGUGUUCUUUAUACAAGUUGGCAGCUUCAGCAUUUGCUGGAGAGCUGAUGUUGGGAUCGUUCAAUAAAGAUUGGAUAGACGUCAAGAUACUAGACACAUCAUAAGUUGGAGACCAUCUGUUUUGUAAGAUAUCUAAGCAUAAUUCGCCACUUGCGUACACAUUUGGGUGAAACAUUUCACUUAUGAAUUUGACGGUUGGAGGUUUAUUUGGGUACUGUUCAUCAAAUUGCAUCACCAAUUUGAAGGUUCCAUCUUCAAAUGGAGUAUCAGCUGGUCCUAUGAUGACAGCAUUCCAUGUCAUGACGUUAUCAGGUAAAGGAGAUGCUGACACACCACUUGGAGCAUCUUGUUGCAUACGCUAAUCACGCAUGAGUCUUCUUUUCGCUGGAGUCGACAUUACUAAUGUGUCUUAUCUGUGAAUGAACAAUAUGAGUCUUCUUAUAUGAACAGGGAAAUUAACCAGAAUUAAUAUGAGUAAAAUGGUAUAUGUAUGUAGAACAGAAUGUGAUACUCAAAAGCUGGUUUGGGUACUUUGGAGUUUAUUGUCUAGUAUCAAAAAUAAGAGAUUUCGGUUAUGUGACGAUCGAAAUUUCUAUGGAAUAUUUUUGAAGAUCGCGAAAUCCCCC
Yamadazyma tenuis ATCC 10573 is the source of this 1614-nucleotide messenger RNA. RefSeq lists its product as uncharacterized. The record is from RefSeq and is a predicted model, not a curated record. Gene Ontology annotation, biological process: mitochondrial electron transport, cytochrome c to oxygen. Lineage: Eukaryota; Fungi; Ascomycota; Pichiomycetes; Serinales; Debaryomycetaceae.